AUGGCGAUGGACUCUUUGGUUCAUUUGAAGAGCUGCCUGGCAGCUGGCUUGCUGCAGAACAAAGUGGCCCUCGUCACCGGCGGGGGCACGGGCAUCGGGAAGGCCAUCGCGACCGAGCUCCUACAUCUGGGGUGUAAUGUGGUCAUUGCAUCUCGUAAAUUGGAGAGAUUAAAAUCUGCUGCAGAUGAAAUGAAGGCCACUUUACCUGCCAUCAGCCAGGCUCAGGUUACUCCUAUGCAAUGCAACAUCCGUAGAGAAGAGGAGGUGAAUAAUUUGGUUAAAUCUACUUUAGAUAUUUACAGUAAGAUUGAUUUCUUGGUAAAUAAUGGAGGAGGCCAGUUUACUGCUUCUACAGAAGACAUCAGUUCAAAGGGAUGGGAUGCUGUGAUCGAAACCAAUCUGAGAGGCACCUUUUACAUGUGCAAAGCAGCUUACAAAUCCUGGAUGAAAAAGCACGGAGGGUCUAUUGUCAACAUCAUUGUCCCUAUUAAAGUUGGAAUGCCAAGAUUUGCUCACACAGGAGCUGCCAGAGAAGGUGUUUACAACCUUACGAAAACUUUAGCUGUCGAAUGGGCUAGCAGUGGAGUGAGGAUCAACUGUGUUGCCCCGGGAAUAAUUUAUUCCCAGUCUGCUUUGGACAACUAUGGUCAUUUGGGAAAUGAUUUAUUUGAAGGGUUCUUUAAGAGUAUCCCAGCUAAGAGACUUGGAGUUCCUCAGGAGAUUUCUCCCUUGGUGUGCUUCCUACUCUCACCAGCAGCUUCCUUUAUCACUGGACAGUUGGUGAAUGUGGAUGGGGGCCAGUCCUUGUACAAUCAUUCAUUUUAUGUACCAGAUCAUGACAACUGGCCUGAGGGACCAGGGGACCUAUCAGUUGUGAAAAAGAUGAAAGAGGCUUUAAAGCUGAGAGCCAAGCUUUAAGUCAAGGAAGCAAAAGGGCUGUCUCUGCAGAUGUGUCACCACUUGAGAAUGUGUUUCUGAUCUUAGGAGCUUGUAAUUUGUUUGAGAAAAUCACUCUCUGCUUUAUUAUGUGUUAUUUAUUAUGCCUAGGGGAGAUUUAUUUCUGU
Molecule: messenger RNA, 1064 nt
Organism: Suncus etruscus (white-toothed pygmy shrew)
Lineage: Eukaryota; Metazoa; Chordata; Mammalia; Eulipotyphla; Soricidae
Product: peroxisomal trans-2-enoyl-CoA reductase-like
Exons: 8
Coding region: 1-918 (305 amino acids)
Biological process (GO): phytol metabolic process
Cellular component (GO): peroxisome
Molecular function (GO): trans-2-enoyl-CoA reductase (NADPH) activity
Source: RefSeq, a predicted model, not a curated record